UUCAAACUUUCUUUGGUUUUCCACUUAAAAAUCUCCAAAACAGAAGUAAAAAAUACUGUCAUAUUAUGGAAAUUCUAAAUCCAAGAUUGGAUCUUACUAUAUCUCGGUAUCAUCAAUCAUCACUUCCCUCAACAUCUUCGUUUAACAAAAUCAGACAUCGAGCAUCAUAUUACUAUCCACACCGAAUUCAAUAUGUACAUAAGAAGUUUAACACUUAUGCCAAUGAAUUAGAAUUUCGUAGAUUAAGAAUUUGGUCUGAAGAUAACUCCUUUGGAGAAGAAAAAGAAGAGGAUUCGAAUGGUGUUACCAGGUUCAAUGAUAAGCUUAAGGAUGAUGGAAUGAAGAAAAAAUUGAUCAAAUCAGUUGGAAAAAACUUUUUAGGUUUUGCAGCUACAGCUGCUGCUGUUAUAUCAGUUUGUUCAGUUACUACUCCAGCUUUGUCUGGAUCUCUUACCGUAGCUUUCCCUGUUUCUCGAGCUCGCGAGGUUAGUAGAGUACAGAGAACACUUGUUGAGACAUGGGGUUUGAUUCGAGAAAGCUUCGUUGAUCCAACUUUCAAUCAUCAAGAUUGGGACUCCAAGCUUCAACAGACCAUGGUAGAAAUGCUUCCAUUGAGGUCAGCUGAUGCAGCAUACAACAAGAUCAGUGGAAUGCUUUCUACUCUUGGCGAUCCUUUUACUCGCAUUGUUAGCCCAAAGGAAUAUCAAAGUUUCAGAAUUGGAAGUGACGGAAAUCUACAAGGGGUAGGACUCUUCAUAAAAGUUGAACCAAGCUCGGGGCACUUGGUUGUCAUGUCCUGUAUAAAUGGAAGUCCGGCUUCUCGUGCUGGUAUACAUGAAGGAGAUGAGCUAAUUGAGAUAGAUGGGGAGAGGCUUGACGGCGUUAACGGAGAAAUGGCAGCUCAAAAACUCCGGGGCCAUGUUGGAACAACAGUUACAGUAAAACUUCAUAAUGGUAAAGAAUCAGGAAGUGGUUCUGGUUUCAAAGAGGUCAAACUGUCUCGUGAAUAUAUCAAGCUUUCUCCUUUAUCAAGUGCCGUCAUCACUCAAAAAACCUUGGAUGGCCAUCCAUUUAAGACUGGAUAUGUAAAGCUGUCAGCUUUUUCUCAGACUGCUGCUGAUGAAAUGGAAAGCGCCAUUGAAGAAAUGGAAAGCCAGGGAGUACAGUCUUACAUACUAGAUCUGCGUAACAAUCCUGGAGGUUUGGUUAAAGCUGGAUUGGAUGUUGCUCAAAUUUGGCUAGAUGGUGAUGAAACUCUUGUCAAUACCAUUGACCGGGAUGGAAACAUGUUACCCAUUAACAUGGUCAAUGGGCAUGCUUUAACACGCGAUCCACUGGUUGUUCUUGUGAAUGAAGGAAGCGCUAGUGCUAGUGAAAUUUUGGCUGGAGCAUUGCACGAUAAUGGUCGAGCUAUUCUUGUGGGGCGCAAAACCUUUGGUAAAGGCAAAAUCCAGAGUGUUACUGAGCUGCAUGAUGGCUCUGCACUGUUUAUAACAGUCGCCAAGUAUGUAUCACCUUCGUUUCACGAGAUUGAUCAGGUUGGUAUUACACCUGAUGUGCAAUGCACCGCGGAUAUACUAACUGCACCCAAAGAAGUAAAAAAUGGUGUCUCCUCUCUUGAGGGGGACUCAUGUAUCAUGGUAGCUGAGCAUCAGUUGGAGAUUCAGAAAUCCAAGGGAUCUGCUUCAUGAAAGUGUGUUGUUAUGUUUAUAAGCAGGGAAAUCUCGAUUUAUUAAUAAAAACGUGUAUAAGUAAAACCCAAGAAGGGUAAACACGCCUCUGUAUAAAGUCACGGAAUACCAAGAGUUUGGAUGUGUAAAUAAUGUGAACCAUAUAUCUGUAAGUUCAAUGAGAGAAUGUUUGUAAAUGCAAUUAAUACACAAAACAUUGUCCAAAA
Messenger RNA from Papaver somniferum (opium poppy), 1897 nucleotides. Its product is annotated as carboxyl-terminal-processing peptidase 3, chloroplastic-like. Gene Ontology annotation, molecular function: protein binding; serine-type peptidase activity; endopeptidase activity. Gene Ontology annotation, biological process: proteolysis. The coding region runs from base 66 to 1691 and encodes 541 amino acids. NCBI's taxonomy places the organism in Eukaryota, Viridiplantae, Streptophyta, Magnoliopsida, Ranunculales, Papaveraceae. The transcript has 12 exons. The record is from RefSeq and is a predicted model, not a curated record.